Messenger RNA from Suncus etruscus (white-toothed pygmy shrew), 972 nucleotides. It is a transcript of the gene TLCD3A, whose product is annotated as TLC domain containing 3A. Gene Ontology annotation, biological process: lipid homeostasis. The transcript is spliced from 5 exons. Gene Ontology annotation, cellular component: endoplasmic reticulum; membrane. The coding region runs from base 13 to 783 and encodes 256 amino acids. NCBI's taxonomy places the organism in Eukaryota, Metazoa, Chordata, Mammalia, Eulipotyphla, Soricidae. The record is from RefSeq and is a predicted model, not a curated record.
UCGCCCGCACCCAUGCUGCUGCCGCUGGCCGGGGGCGCGCUCUUCUUCCCCGGGCUCUUCGCGCUCUGCAACUGGUGGCUGCGCCGCGAGCGGCCGCGAUGGAGCGACUCGGACCGUGCCAUGGUCAGCACCAGGGUGGUUUCUUCGGUGCAGGCGGUGCUGGCCACCGGCUCGGGGAUCAUCAUCAUCCGCUCCUGCAGAAACGUGCUCAGAGACAGGCACUGGCUGGCCCGAGAAUAUGUCUGGUUUUUGGUUCCGUACAUGAUCUAUGACAUUUAUGCUAUGUAUCUCUGUGAGUCGUACCGAACCGAAGACCGUAGACACUCCUUCACCAUUUUCCGCAACUUCCUAAGUAAAAACCGCCUCAUGAUCACGCACCAUGCAGUCAUUCUGUUUAUCCUUGUGCCAGUUACACAGACUCUCCGGGGAGAACUUGGGGAUUUCUUUGUUGGCUGCAUCUUCACCGCAGAACUGAGCACUCCGUUUGUGUCGCUGGGCAGAAUUCUAAUUCAGUUCAAGCAGCAACACACCCUUCUGUACAAGGUGAAUGGAAUCCUCACACUGACCACCUUCCUUGCUUGUCGGAUCCUUCUAUUUCCCUACAUGUACUGGUCCUAUGGGCAGCUUCAAGAACUGAGCCUAUACCAAGUGCCAUUUCACAUCCCCUUCUUCUGCAAUGUGGCCAAUGCCUUCCUCAUCGCACCCCAGAUCUAUUGGUUCUCACUGCUGUGCAAGAAAGCAUUUCGACUUUUUGAUGCUCCCCCUGCCAAAAAGGAUGAUUAACUGAACCCAGGGGUCAGGCAGAUACGGUGCUGCCUUCACCUAGCUGCCUCCUCUGCUCUGUAUUCCGUGGGCCAAAGAGUCCUAGGUAACCUCACCCUUUUGAGUAUUAGUAAGCAGAUGGGUUUGAGUUUUUCUAAAAAGAUAUUUAUACACACAUCUCCCUCUUUUGCAAAGCACUUUUUACCUAAU